Molecule: messenger RNA, 900 nt
Organism: Peniophora sp. CBMAI 1063
Lineage: Eukaryota; Fungi; Basidiomycota; Agaricomycetes; Russulales; Peniophoraceae
Source: the annotation of a GenBank genome assembly
AUGACGGCACCCUUAACGGAGAUAGUCGAGUUUGCUGGCCCGCAGCCUCGCUUCGAGAGCGAUGUCCCCGGAGAGACUUUCCACAGCAGACCCUUGAUGCAUACACACCGCUCCUGCAAGAACUGCCGACGUUUUCGCCGCUGCACGAGCGAUGGAAAAAGUAUGGAUCUUAUGCGCUGCAAGGGGUGCGAGAUCGAAAGCUAUUGCUCGAAAGAGUGCCAAGUGCACGCGUGGAAGACUGGACACAAAGCUCUAUGCAAGCGAAUGUCGGACCAGAAGGAAGACGUGUUGCGUCUCACGGGCAACGCGGGCGAAUGGGGUCGCUUCACGCGUUGGGUCGAGUAUCACCACACUUCGCUCAUCAACGCGGCGCUCGCAGCCUACAGCGCCGCCGGCCCGAAGGCGGACGAGAACCAUGUCUUGUUCGUGGACCUCUAUCGCUCGAGGUGCUUGACCCACGGAUCAAACUGCGACGACAUCCCUUACGAGCAAAGCUUGUUCCCAGCGAACACCUAUCUCGCCCAUCGCGACAGCACAGCUGGCAAAGCCUUUGAUUAUAUCUUUGAUGAACGCGAGCUGGCCAUGCCGAUCGUCAAGCGAGAGCAUGGGAAAGAUUAUGGGGGUACCGGCGCCUAUGUCCUUUUUCGGACGUACGCUCAUGGUACGCCGGAUGAGAAGGUGCUCCCGUUCUGGAUGUUCUUCGGAUUCAACAAAUAUGACGCGCGGGCGCGGCCGAUUGGCAAUCCUCUAGAGCUGCUGCACAAGAACCUGAGAGAGGGUCACCGAGUUCGGUUCUGUUGCGGCAAGAUCGUGGAGGCAAUGGGCGGAAGUUCCUGCUGCUGUGGGGGGUGGACCCACGAUACAAAGGAGGACGUCCAGCCGUCGUCGGAGGUUGACUGA